UCUCAUGUUAGGUUGAGUCAGAUACAGCUGUUGAAAGAGCCGAUAACAUAUAACGUUAGCCAAAUAUCGUCACUGUUUUUAGUUGUUUCGAGACAUAUUUUUAAUUUGUUGAUUUUUCUAUGGCACAACACAAACUUUGUCAUUCGUUAAACGGUUUUUAACAGGAUGAAAAGGCUGAAGAGGAAGAAAGAAAACGCAGGAGUCGGGUUGAAUGGGAAUGGAUCUGUCACCAGAGAAACAGAUUGCGGGAGAAAACAGAAGUUGACUGAGAUCCAUCAGGCUUUGUUCAGUGAUCCGGUGGACAUUGAGACCCUGAGGAGAGCAGCAGCUAGUAAGGGAGGACUGCUCACUAAUGAAGUGAGGAGGAAAGUCUGGCCCAAACUACUAAACGUCAAUGUUUACGAUCUACCACCUAAACCCGGUCGAGAUGUGAGGGAGAACCACAAAGACUACAACCAAGUAGUCCUGGAUGUCAGGAGGUCCAUGAAGCGGUUCCCCAAAGGUAUGCCCGUCACAGAGAGGGCCGUGCUCCAGGAGCAGCUGACUGACAUCAUACUGGAGGUUUUGAAAUGCAACCCACAGCUUCAUUAUUACCAAGGCUACCACGACGUGGCCGUCACUCUGCUGCUGGUAGUCGGGGAACGGAUGGCCCUCGCCAUGCUGGACACUCUGUCCAAUCACCACCUCAGAGAUUUCAUGGAUCCUACCAUGGACCGCACCAAACACAUUUUAAACUACCUGAUGCCCAUAUUGGAACAGGUUGAUACCAAACUGCACGACUUCAUGAUCAGAUCCGAGGUGGGAACCAUCUUCGCACUGUCCUGGCUCAUCACGUGGUACGGCCACGUGCUGUCAGACUUCAAACACACCAUGAGGCUCUACGACUUUUUCUUGGCGUCGCACCCAUUGAUGCCCAUCUACCUCGCCGCCACGAUUGUGCUGCACAGAGAGAAGGAGGUGAAGAAGACUGAGUGUGACAUGGCCAUGGUCCACCACCUCCUCUCACUCAUUCCCCAGGACCUCCCAUACCAACUUUUGAUCGGUCGGGCCCAGGACCUGUUCCACCGGUACCCGCCGUCUCUACUGGCCAAGCGAGCCACGCUGCAGUCUCACAAAAGUCUUUCCAUCAGCACCUUUCAGGCCUUUCGGUUCUCCACCCUCCACCAGAGGCCCGACUCUGUUCUGCAACGCCUCACCAAGGAACAGGUCUUCAACUCCAGACACGCCUCUCGACACUCCGGUCAGGAAGCAGCUUUAUCCCGAGACCGAGGCCAGCGGUGGGGGAGAGGGAACAGGCUGGUGAAGAUGGCAGUGUGGGGGCUCUCCGCUACGCUCGGGGUGGCCGUGUUCGCCGUGGCUCAGACGGCCUUGGACUGGGGACCCGAGGUGUUACAACAACUGUUCUGAGGUGGCGGCGGGGAUGUAGACCGACACAUGGUGACAGCAGACACACAUCUGCUCCUAAGCAGUAGAGUAACUCCUAUAGGCAAACAAAGACUUGAAGCUCCUCUCUCCUGCUGAGAGGUGUCCUUGGAGAAAUGCAGGACUAGGUCAGUUAACUUGGUGCCAAACAGGUUGUUGCUACUCAACCAUUUACGAACAUAUGUACACCGCCAGCCUCGAGACGUGCGUGCAUGUGUAUGAGUGGAUGUGAGUGAGUAUACCAAAUAUGAGCUUUGGCCCAGGCGGAACAGCUCACUUUCAAUUUUUCAAAUGACCUCAAACGGCCACGCUGAGACCAAAAAAAACAACAUGCAAAAUGACUGAGGAGAGACUUUAACGCAUGCCUUUCAGUCGUUAUGUGACUACUCCUAUGUAGGUGAAGUGUGGUGGGCUUGAACAUGUUUUAUCCCAAGGGCCCAUUGUCUCAUUAUCCUUCCCAGACACGUGUCUCUGUGCGUUUGUUGGUAGCUGAUUAUUUUGCUGAUAAGUCUUUCUGAGAUGGUCAUGCUUGUCUCGCUGUGUUUCUGUUGAUGGUGUUUCAGGGCGCUUGUUGGAUCAGCAGUCGCAUCUGAGAGCUAAAAGUGCCUGUAGCCAGCGCAAUGACACAGGAAUACAAAUUAUUAAACAGUGGUGUUUUCUGCUGAAAGCUUCCAGUUAUGAGUGAAGAAAGAGAGCGGGAGAGAAAUGGGAAAGAUGGCGGGAGAGAUUUUGCCUGUAAGCCACUUGUAUUAAUUGCUUUACUGCAGGUGUCAGCGAGUUACAUUAACAGUAGAGUUCCCUGCUGCCCAAAAUGUGAACAUUAUACACAGUUAGCACUCUGCACUGAAUGCACACAGUAGGUCCUUGGCAGAUGCAUUGAGGCUUAAGAUGCAGGAGGCAAUGGAAUACAGUUUUUUAAUGUCAUCAGUAUUUUUACGUUGUUAAAAUAUUUAGCAGGUUUGCCCCAACAUCCACUCUGAACAGCCAUUAACAGAAGUACAGUACAUGGCCUCGGUUCUUCUUCUACAGCAUAUUUAUCUUCAGCAUUUUACAGCUACAGUGAUUAUUUUAACAUUUACAACUGGGGUAGAUAUGCUUGAAAAGGGCACAGGGGGUUCUCCAAAAAGCGAGAAGUGUGCUCUCUGUGUCGACUUUGAUUCUGCAAUAUUUAUCAGCUUUCUACUAGCAUGUUGCAGAGUUGCAUCUCUUAACACAAAUGAACCUGGGUUACACUCAAUCCCCCCCCCCCCACCCCGAUAAAGAUGCCUUGCGCAUGUUUGCACACUCAGACUGAGUCGCUCUAGUUCACAAAUUCAACUGGUGUGUGUGUGUGUGUGUGUGUGAGAGUGAGAGAAUUACAGCAGUAUGCGAGAAAGCCACCAGAAGGGAUAUUUGAAUCCUCCGUCUGAAAAGCAUUGCAGGGCUUAGGAGUUAACAAACGGUCAAUCACCUUUAAGUAAGGUUUCUGGCACUGUUCAGAAAAUGACAUGUCUCUGAGCGGCAAUAAAUUCAUCAACAUUGCGUAACUUCGAUGGUCUGCUGGCCCAAUAGCCAGUUCAGACACCUGGUCCAUCGUAACCUGUGCUGGUUGUUUGCAAAGCCUCUGCGUGUUCCACUUUCAGUCUGACACGCUGUACGUCAUGUAAUACAUGACACAUGUCUGCAUGUCGAAUGCAAAGCAUAAAGAAUGGAAUUAUAGAUAGCUUAACUAUCUCCAACAAUAUCAAAGUCUGCUUUCCAGCAACUCUAAAGUACACUAAUUAACGCAAUAUAUCUUGUUUGUUUGCAGUGAGGUCCAUAUUCUUACCACUGAUUGUACUUGUUAAGUGAGUUCAUGAAGUUGUAUCUAUGAUUCUUGGAAACCGAUGACAGGUAAAAUGUUUUAUUAAUUUAAAAAUAGCAGGUUUUGCAUGGAAUCUUUGCUUACUUUGCCACCGAAGACAUAAAUAUGCAGAGUAAACACCUUUGGCUGUGAUCUUCCAAAGUCAAGGUGCUACUGAGUAAUUGUAUAUUUAUUGCCAUGUAGACACACACACAUACACACACACACACACACACACUCAUGCAGGGGGAGAGUGGCGGCGUUGCCAGAUCAUAAUGAGGAUUUAAUUCCUGCCCCUGGCUGUUGGCGUGCUAAAGACUCUUUCUCCUUGUUUUUUUUCUCUUCUUUUCUUACAUUCAUGUUCACACUUAAACACCAACACCUGGUCGUAGUCGGGCAGAGGCCUUGGAUGAAGCAUGAUUGAACCAUGUUUGUUUUCAAUGAAACCAACCAAAAUCUUAAAGCAAGAUGAUUGAUUGCCUGAGGCCAUGUUCAAAAUUAAAACCUAAAAACGGUUUGUAUUGAGAUUCACGGCCAUAACAUUUUUGAGAAAAUUGAGGUAGCUUUCAAUUAGUCAUAUAGUAGAAGAGACAUAAUUUUAUUCAACUGAAGUACAAUUAUUUGCUGUUUUUAAAUAGUUCACAUAAAGGUUUUUAGUUGCAUUGUAUUAUCUUAUAAUUAUCAAAGAUGUUGUGGCUUGGUCUAUGUUGCUUAUGAAACCAGGGGUGCAUCUUUUGAAACACAGACAUUUGGAAGCAAAUACUUAGUUGCUGUUCAAAAAUCCUCAAAUGAAAAGAAACAAAAGACCUUAAUAACAGACAACAAUAAAUAGAGGAGUAGGAGUUAUUGCAAUAGCUAAAUGUCACUCUUUUAAUCCCCCAAACUUGACUUUAAUGCCAAAUGAUGCACUCUGUGAUGAAGAGUCUGAAGUGAAACUCUAUCCAUGAGCUUUUUGUCUUACCUUUUUGUCCUCAGGUCAGAAAAUCUCCUUCGCUUUGCAGAUGAUAAUGUACCAAGCCCAUAAUAACUUGUGUGUAUAUAUCAUUUCUUUGGGCUUUUAAUGCAUGUAUUUUAUGGCAACCAAACACUUCAUGUUCUUUGCACCAUGUAUGCAGUUCUACGGAGACAUGCGUUUGACAUACAUAUGACGAUAGUUUUGUCAACGAGGUAAAAACAAUAAAUAAACAAUAAAGAGAACA
Molecule: messenger RNA, 4443 nt
Organism: Pungitius pungitius (ninespine stickleback)
Lineage: Eukaryota; Metazoa; Chordata; Actinopteri; Perciformes; Gasterosteidae
Exons: 10
Coding region: 166-1407 (413 amino acids)
Biological process (GO): positive regulation of GTPase activity; endoplasmic reticulum to Golgi vesicle-mediated transport
Cellular component (GO): endoplasmic reticulum membrane
Molecular function (GO): GTPase activator activity
Source: RefSeq, a predicted model, not a curated record